CGGUAGCCAGAGACGGUUGCUGCAGCAGCAGGUGGGGAAGAGGGCUCCUUCAGCAUCCUUUUCAGAAGAUGACUAUGAUUGGCAGGCCAGUGGACAACUUGUUCUUGGAAGAGAUGUUCCUAGCAUCCUCCCAAGAAUCUGAGCUUCAUAGAGAAGCCAUGCAGCAAGUCUUGGACAACCUGAGUGACCUGCCCAACUCCAUGGGAGCAGGAGAUCUGGACCUCAUCUUUCUCCGUGGCCUCAUGGAGAGUCCAAUAGUAAGAUCAUUGGCUAAGGCUCAUGAGCGUUUGGAGGAAACAAAGCUGGAAGCUGUGAGGGACAAUAAUUUGGAGCUGGUCCAGGAGAUCCUCAAAGACAUCUCCCGCAUUGCUCAGCAAGACAGCACAGCGGCCGAAUUGGCUCGCAUCCUGCAGGAGCCCCACUUCCAGUCCCUCCUGGAGACUCAUGAUUCUGUUGCCUCCAAAAGCUAUGAGACUCCACCACCCAGUCCUGUGCUGGACCCCCUGUUCAACAACCAGCCGGUACCACCAGAUGCUGUGCGCAUGGUGGGGAUUCGGAAGACGGCUGGGGAACACCUGGGGGUGACAUUCCGGGUGGAACGAGGUGAGUUGGUCAUUGCCCGUAUCCUGCAUGGUGGCAUGAUUGACCAACAGGGGCUGCUGCACGUGGGUGAUAUCAUCAAGGAGGUGAAUGGGCAGGAGGUGGGCAGUGACCCACGGGCACUCCAGGAGGUGCUGAAGAAUGCCAGUGGAAGCGUUGUACUCAAGAUCCUGCCAAGUUAUCAGGAGCCACAUCCACCCCGCCAGGUCUUUGUGAAAGCCCACUUUGACUAUGACCCAGCCACUGAUAAUCUCAUCCCAUGCAAAGAGGCUGGACUGAAGUUCAUCGCUGGAGACCUUCUUCAGAUCGUCAACCAGGAUGACCCCAACUGGUGGCAGGCCUGCCAUGUGGAGGGCGGGAGUGCAGGGCUCAUCCCCAGCCAGCUGCUGGAGGAGAAGCGAAAAGCUUUUGUGAAGCGCGAUCUUGAAGUCAUGCCAUCAUCAGGUGCCUUGUGCGGAAGCCUCAGUGGGAAGAAGAAGAAGAGGAUGAUGUAUCUGACCACAAAAAAUGCAGAGUUUGACCGCCAUGAACUCUUGAUCUAUGAAGAGGUGGCCCGCAUGCCUCCUUUCCGCAGGAAAACUUUGGUGCUCAUUGGUGCCCAAGGGGUCGGCCGACGCAGUCUUAAGAACAAGCUGAUCAUGUCUGACCCAUCGCAGUAUGGAACCACCAUCCCAUACACUUCCCGAAGGCCCAAGGAGCACGAACAGACGGGGCAGGUGUAUUGCUUCGUGACUAGGAACGAAAUGGAGGUGGACAUCAAAGGAGGUCGCUACCUGGAACAUGGCGAGUAUGAGGGGAACCUCUAUGGGACCAAGAUUGACUCCAUCCAUGAAGUCAUCGAGUCAGGCAAGAUGUGCAUUCUGGAUGUCAACCCACAAGCUGUGAAGGUUUUGAGGACUGCCGAAUUCGUCCCCUAUGUGGUGUUCAUUGAAGCGCCAGAUUUUGAGACGCUACGGGCCAUCAACAAAGCGGCUUUGGAGAGUGGCGUGGCUACCAAGCAACUGACGGAUGCUGACCUAAAGCGGACAGUGGAUGAGAGCUGCCGGAUCCAGCGGGGCUACGGGCAUUACUUCGACCUCUGCUUAGUCAACGACAACAUGGAACGGACAUUCCAGCAGCUGCAGCAGGCCUUGGAGAAGCUGCACAGCGAGCCGCAGUGGGUUCCUGUCAGCUGGGUGUACUAGAGGGGAGUUCCUGCUUCCCUCCUUCCUGUCCUCCCAGCCUUGGGAGGCCAUGACUUUCCCCAUCUCCCCACAUGGCCAAGGAACCCGGACUUCUCCCCUGCCCCCUAGCAAGUCUCCUACUUGGCCACCUGUUCCUUUUUCGACACGGGCUCAUAGAGGUCCAGCCAAUCCCACCGGAGCAGAGUUGGCUUUAUUAGUUUUCUUUUUCAAGGAUGGUGCUUCCUCAGUCCAUUCCAGAAAACCUCCAGCUCACCAAGAACCAUUUUCUAUGACUGCCACAGAUAGGUGGAUGUUCUCUGUUUACCUCCACCCUCCUAUCACAAACGACAGGAAGUCUUUUCAUGAAGCUUCGAGCGAGCAGGGCUACCAAAUACCCACAAUGCCUUGCGACGUCUCCUUGGGCUGAUUUUGGUUCUUGACUGGUCCGAAGUCAGACAGGAGAGUGGGAAAGACAGCAUCUCUCUGGCCACAGCUAACUCACUGCCAAAAAACCUCUGCUUUCUAGAUGGACCCGCUCUUUGAGAUUGCCAAAAGAACUGCCGAGUGGUGUUUCUUUUUCCCACUUUAAAAAAAAAUGAAAGAAAAAA
This is a messenger RNA of Heteronotia binoei (common prickly gecko), 2371 nucleotides long. It is a transcript of the gene MPP2, whose product is annotated as MAGUK p55 scaffold protein 2. The transcript has 12 exons. The record is from RefSeq and is a predicted model, not a curated record. The coding region runs from base 69 to 1784 and encodes 571 amino acids. Gene Ontology annotation, cellular component: cell-cell junction; plasma membrane. Lineage: Eukaryota; Metazoa; Chordata; Lepidosauria; Squamata; Gekkonidae. Gene Ontology annotation, molecular function: protein binding.